AUGGACGUUCAACUCUACGUCUACGAUCUCACAAAAGGCCUGGCACGGCAGAUGUCCCAGCAGUUUCUCGGAAUUCAGAUCGAUGCAGUUUACCAUACGGCUGUUGUGAUCGACGGGAUCGAGUAUUUCUACGGAGCCGGCGUUCAAACAUGCUAUGCAGGCUCAACCCACCACGGUCGCCCGAUGGAGAUCAUCCCAAUGGGAAAGACGGAACUUCCGAUCGAGACAAUUUUGGACUAUCUGGAAAGCCUAAAGGAGGUCUACACGGCGGAGAGCUACGAUCUGUUUGCUCACAACUGCAACAACUUCUCGAACGAUUUUGCUUUAUUCCUUGUCGGAAAGGGCAUUCCCAGCCACAUCGUCAACCUACCGAAGCGCGUCCUCGACACACCAUUCGGACAAAUGUUGAAGCCUUCGUUAGAGGCGAGCAUGCGCUCUGUUACCCAAGCCGAAGUCCCGGUUCAAAACCGUCCACCGCCAGCAAUAAAUGGCGCGGCUACUUCUGGAAUCCCUACAUCAAGCCCAGCGAUACCUACAACGCAGCAUCGCUAUGGCAAGGUCGUCAACCUUACCUCUCUCAGCACACUCGACAGCCACAUGGCCACGGCAUCCGAUACUUGCACAACCAUCUUCUUCACAUCAUCGACAUGCGCACCAUGCAAGCUCGCAUACCCCAUGUUCGACACUCUCGCCGGAGAACAUCCUCAAGCUCUUUUCGUCAAGGUUGAUAUCAACGAAGCUCGGGAUGUGGCCUCCAGAUACCAAAUUCGAGCAACACCAACAUUCAUGACCUUUUCAAAAGGAGCCAAACAAGAUGAGUGGUCGGGAGCCGAUCCAAACCUUUUGAAGUCCAACGUGGAACGACUCAUACAGCACACAUUCCCUCCACAUCGUCAUCUUACCCUCAGCCUGCCAACUCUCCAAUACGGAAGCAUGAAGCCUGCCACAUUUGCCAAGGUUCCUCCUCUCGACAAGCUCAUGGCAAAGCUGGGUGGUGCUUCAACCAAGAAGACAUUCACUGAGCUACGCACAUUCAUCGACAAGCGCACCGCGAGUCCCAAAGAUGCCCCGCUUCCAGAUCUACCCAGCAUAUCAAAGUCUUUCAAGCCGGACCUUCUGGCAUUACCUGUCGAGGCACGCUUCGCAGCAGUGGACCUGCUGAGGUGUGCCAUGGUCGAUUCAAGAGCUAGUGGAUACCUCGCCGAGGAGAAAGACGCCAAAAUUGUCUCCACGGUGAUCGACCAUGUCAACAAGCUGGAUGGCUGUCCACAUAACCUACGACUUGUCACAAUCCAUCUGGCCUGCAACACGUUUUCCUCGCAUCUCUAUGUGAAGGAGCUGAUGGCGAGCGACGACAAUUCUCUAUCGCAACUGAUCGAGCUCAUCACAUCAUCUCUGCUGGACGUGUCACAUCCGACGACCCGUGUGGCAGCUGCUUGGCUGGCCUUCAAUCUCGCCACCACAAACUACAGGAUUCGCCGCGAGGAAGAACAGGAGGCAUUGGCAGAAAGCGAACAAGUCGAACUUGCGGCCUCUCUGCUGGAAGGUCUCGCCGAAGAAGAGAAUCCAGAUGCUGCAAAGGCAUUGCUGCUUUCAUUGGGCUACCUCGUGUACUGCUCGCCAGAGAAGGGGGAGCUUGCUGAUUUGUGCUCUGUGAUGGAGGCCAAGCAGACUGUUGGUCGGGUGAAGUCGAAUGAACCGCUAGCGAAGGAGGUAGCGAGUCUGUUCGCAUAG
Molecule: messenger RNA, 1734 nt
Organism: Zymoseptoria tritici IPO323
Lineage: Eukaryota; Fungi; Ascomycota; Dothideomycetes; Mycosphaerellales; Mycosphaerellaceae
Exons: 1
Coding region: 1-1734 (577 amino acids)
Biological process (GO): protein modification by small protein removal
Molecular function (GO): peptidase activity
Source: RefSeq, a predicted model, not a curated record